GAUUGGUGGGUUGGGGGCCGGGCCUGGGCCGGCGGGGAGCGGAUUGGUCGGAAAGUAGGUUAGUGGUGCGACAUUUAGGGAAGGCAGAAAGUAGGUCAGGGACGGAGGUGCCUGUUUACUGGAGUGGGGCUCGCAGUUGCCUCCUCCUCUGCCACCGCCGAGCUCCAGCCGCCGCCGCGGAAACUGAGGAGAGCUGGGGCCCCGGACCGCGCGCCCUCCGGGCAGCUCGCCCGCCCACGGAUACAGUGGUAUUUCAACUCCCAUGAUGGCCCUGAUUCUUAUACAGAGCAACUUGGGAACAAGACUGAAAAUGCCCUGUGAGUCUGGAAAUUGAGAUGACAUUUGCUCACCCUGAGUUUUAUAGCCACUUCUCUUCACCAUUCUUCCUGAGUUUUUGAAAAAAGAUGAAGAUCACCAGCAAUCCUGACUGCCAGUUCUUUCAGUACCCAGCAAUGUGUUUCAUCUAGAUUUGGUGACUUGAUCACAUCAAGAACAGCCAGAAUUCUGUGAGAAGUUUAUGGACUGGAAAAUAAGAGGAUAUGAGAAAAGCCUUUAGGUGACAAGCACAAGGUGGAGACCUGGUUCCUAGUAUAAAUCUGAAUUUCAAAAAACAUUUUCAGUUAGGCAUCUCUUAAUGCCAUUCUUUGGGCCAUCAUUACAUUGGUUAGACCAACUCUGAAGAAUUUAUGAGGUUAUGAACAGGAGUUACACAGGAUGAAACAUCAGAUGGAUUGAAAUCCUCAUUACUGGUAGAAGUAUUCAUGUAGAGCCAUGAUUCAUACAAGAGGCUCUACAAUGUUCUGGGACUUGAUAUCAUUUGCAAAGAGGAGCAUUUCCAGGACCUCACCUUCUAGAGGGAAUUCCUCUUUGUUUUAGGCUCUGCAUUGGACAUCCUCUGUGACCGUAGUAAAUAUCUUUGAAUAUUCAAUGGCUGACCAGAGAAUGGACAUUUCUUCUACAAUUAGUGAUUUUAUGUCACCAGGUCCCACUGACCUCAUCUCUAGCUCUCUUAAUGCUACUGGGAUGGAUUGUAAUCGAAAAAGGAAAGGCAGUUCAACUGAUUAUCAACUCGAUGGCUUUUCUUUUGAAGAAAGUAUGGAUACAGACAAAGAUGACCAGCAUGGAAGGUUGGAAUACCCAGACCAGCAAGGCAGAAUCAGAAAUGCCAGGGAAGCUCACAGUCAGAUUGAAAAAAGACGCCGAGAUAAAAUGAACAGUUUUAUUGAUGAACUAGCUUCUUUGGUACCAACAUGCAAUGCAAUGUCCAGAAAGUUGGAUAAACUUACUGUGUUAAGAAUGGCUGUUCAACAUAUGAAAACAUUAAGAGGUGCCACCAACCCAUAUACAGAAGCAAACUACAAACCUACUUUUCUGUCAGAUGAUGAGCUAAAACAUCUCAUUCUCAGGGCGGCAGAUGGAUUUCUCUUUGUCGUUGGAUGUGACAGAGGAAAGAUACUAUUUGUUUCGGAGUCUGUUUUUAAAAUUCUCAACUAUAGCCAGAAUGAUCUAAUUGGUCAGAGUUUGUUUGACUACCUACAUCCUAAAGAUAUUGCCAAAGUUAAGGAACAACUGUCUUCUUCAGAUACUGCUCCAAGAGAAAGACUAAUAGAUGCAAAAACUGGACUUCCAGUUAAGACAGAUAUAACCCCUGGGCCAUCAAGACUAUGUUCUGGUGCCAGACGUUCAUUCUUCUGUAGGAUGAAAUGUAAUAGGCCUUCAGUUAAAGUUGAAGAGAAAGAUUUCCCUUCAACCUGUUCAAAGAAAAAAGCAGACCGAAAAAGCUUCUGCACCAUCCAUAGCACGGGAUAUUUAAAAAGCUGGCCACCCACAAAAAUGGGCCUGGAUGAGGACAAUGAACCAGAUAAUGAAGGCUGUAACCUCAGCUGCCUUGUAGCAAUUGGACGGUUACAUUCUCAUGUCGUUCCACAGCCAGUGAAUGGGGAAAUCAGGGUGAAAUCUACAGAAUAUGUUUCUCGCCAUGCAAUUGAUGGGAAAUUUGUUUUUGUGGACCAGAGGGCAACAGCAAUUCUGGCGUAUUUACCCCAAGAACUUCUAGGUACUUCGUGUUAUGAAUAUUUUCACCAAGAUGACAUAGGGCACCUUGCAGAAUGUCAUAGGCAAGUUUUACAGACAAGAGAAAAAAUUACAACUAAUUGCUAUAAAUUUAAAAUCAAAGAUGGUUCUUUCAUCACAUUGAGAAGUCGCUGGUUCAGUUUCAUGAACCCUUGGACGAAGGAGGUAGAAUAUAUUGUCUCAACCAACACUGUCGUAUCAGCCAACGUACUAGAAAGCGGGGACCCAAGUUUCCCACAGCUCACAGCUUCUCCCCACAGCAUGGAUAGCAUACUGCCCUCUGGAGAAGGUGGACAGAAGAGGAGCCAUCCUACUGUUCCUGGAAUUCCAGGUGGAACAAGAGCUGGUGCAGGAAAAAUUGGUCGAAUGAUUGCAGAAGAGAUCAUGGAGAUACACAGGAUAAGAGGGUCAUCACCCUCUAGCUGUGGUUCCAGCCCAUUGAACAUCACAAGCACGCCUCCCCCUGAUGCAUCCUCCCCAGGAGGCAAAAAGAUUUUAAAUGGAGGAACUCCAGACAUUCCUUCUGCUGGUCUCCUCCCAGGGCAGAUUCAAGAUAACCCUGGUUAUCCAUAUUCCGACAGUUCCUCUAUUCUCGGUGAGAAUACCCAUGUUGGUAUAGACAUGAUUGAUAACGACCAAGGUUCCAGCAGCCCCAGUAACGACGAAGCAGCCAUGGCAGUCAUCAUGAGCCUCUUAGAAGCAGAUGCUGGUCUUGGUGGCCCUGUGGAUUUCAGUGACUUACCUUGGCCACUUUAAACAUCAUUUUACUGCACAGUUGCUUCAGCAACAUCUGCAGUAUCAAAGUGCAUUAUUGGUGGAGUUUGACCGUCUGUGAAGCUUCUUGGAUAAAGAGAUAAAAGCUUUUAUGUUCAAACUUCAUAAAAGCCAUCUCAAAGCCAUUGAUACAAGUCAAUCCUACUAUGUGUAACUUAAGACAAAGUGGAACUAAAACCGCUACAGUGUUUCUGCAUCAUUGAUUAUUGAGCUAGCUGUGAAUAGCUUGCAUUAAUUGUAUAUUUUGGAUUCUGUUCGUGUUGAAUUUUUAAAUCAUUGUGCACAGAAGCAUCAUUGGUAGCUUUUAUAUGCAAACAAACAGUCAUUUCAGAUGUAUGGUGUUUUUACACUACAAAGAGGUCCCCCAUGUGGACAUUUCUUAUACUAAUUGUAUCAUAAAGCUGUUUAUUCUUUCUUGUAAGAAUCCUUUACUAUAAAUAUGGGUUAAAGUGUAAUGUAUUAGACAGUUAAAUAUUUUUAAAAUAAAUGUUUCCUUUGUUCUAUAAAA
This is a messenger RNA of Antechinus flavipes (yellow-footed antechinus), 3355 nucleotides long. RefSeq names its product basic helix-loop-helix ARNT like 1 (gene BMAL1). Gene Ontology annotation, molecular function: protein dimerization activity; DNA-binding transcription factor activity, RNA polymerase II-specific; RNA polymerase II cis-regulatory region sequence-specific DNA binding. Gene Ontology annotation, biological process: regulation of transcription by RNA polymerase II; circadian rhythm. Gene Ontology annotation, cellular component: aryl hydrocarbon receptor complex; transcription regulator complex; cytoplasm. The coding region runs from base 928 to 2829 and encodes 633 amino acids. The record is from RefSeq and is a predicted model, not a curated record. Lineage: Eukaryota; Metazoa; Chordata; Mammalia; Dasyuromorphia; Dasyuridae. The transcript is spliced from 23 exons.